Molecule: messenger RNA, 1275 nt
Organism: Diabrotica virgifera virgifera (western corn rootworm)
Lineage: Eukaryota; Metazoa; Arthropoda; Insecta; Coleoptera; Chrysomelidae
Product: UPF0692 protein CG33108
Exons: 3
Coding region: 178-846 (222 amino acids)
Source: RefSeq, a predicted model, not a curated record
AAGUGAAAGUACAUUUUUAGCAUAUUUUUAGUACAUUACAUACAACAUAAAUAACUUUCAUAAUUUCAUUUGUUGUGGUAUUUUGUAUUUUUUCCAUUUCCAAUCUAAAAUCUAAGGUAAUUGAGCUGAAUGUGCAUUGGAAGUAAAUAAAUAAAUUGUUGAAAUUAGGUUCAUAAUAUGGAUUUUGAUUGGGCCAAACCAUACCCUGAAAUGUAUAAAAUGUGCACAGCUUUUCAAAUGUUUGAGUUAUUAAAUCCCAUUAAAUUUAAAUAUAAGCAGUUACAGCAGUUUUUACAAAGUGGACCUGAGUGUGGUCUAGUAGCACUUGCUAUGUGUAUGGGAAAUCCUACCAGAGAUACUAUUGAAAAGUUGUAUAAAACAGCAAAAAUGAAAAAUUAUACUCAUAAUGGUGAAAUGUUUAGCAUUAGUGAUAUGACUGCUUUGGCAAGGGAAUAUUUGCAUGGUAAUAAUAUUAAGAUUCAUAUUUUCAAUGGAUUUUUGGACAGUGAUGUUAUAAGGAAUUUCUUACUGGAUGGUGGUGUUAUGCUUGUACCAUAUGAUACAGCAAAAGAUAAUUCACCUGGUUUCCAUAAAGGUCAUAAAGCUCAUUGGGCUGCAAUUUCUGGAUGUAUUUUAACCGAAGAUGAUUUUUAUGUAAUCGCACGCCAUGGUAAAGUUAGAAACAUCGCAAUCUGGAAACUAAAAGUUUUAGCUGAUAGUAACAGACAGUUAUUGGAAGUUUCCCCAGAUAGAAUAAAUCACGAUAUAAAAUACAAAUUGCCAGAAGGUGGUAUAGCAGGUCCUCUUGGUUUGAAUGAAAGAAGUAUUCUAAUAAAAUACUUAUGAAUUAUGGAACAUUGAUAUAAGUAAUAGUAGGUACACAUGACAUUAAGACGACCAGGUACGAUAUUGCUGCAUGUCACUAUCAGCUGAUCGCCUUCUAUCGACAUCACAAUGAGAGAACCCGCUGUUGGAAUACACAUGUUGGGAGUUUUAUCGAUUUUUUAGGUUUUGGUGAUAUUUUUGUGAGAUUUUUAGUUGAUUAAUAGGCUACUUAGUGUGAAAGAAUUAUUAUUAUUAACCCCUUAAUGUAUUGACUCCAAAAUUAGUUUAUUUAAAAAACAACUGAAGGGUAUCUUAAAAUAAGUUUGUUAUAGUUUAUUAUUCUGAGAUGUUUGAUAGUUUAAACAUUUAUUGUUUGUAAAGUGUAGCUUUCUUAAAACUUUUGUAAAUGUACGCCAUUAAUAAAUAAAUAAAUAAACAAUGUACAAAUUA